AUGUCGGAGCGACAAAAUGUGACGUUGCAGAAACCACCACCACUGCAUGAAACGAGACAUGGCAUCACAAGAGUCAUCCUCGAGGAAUUCAACAAUGUUACGCAACGGUCCGACGACCCUCCCAAGUCCUUCAUUUGCCAUUACGACCUGAAAAAGAUAUGGAAGGACAAGGACCGCAUCAAGGCCGUGCUUCACCCAGACGAUAUCCCCCCCAGUAUUCUCGAUGUCAUCCAAAAGACCAUGUUUACGAUUCUGUCCGUCCUCGUGUCGAUCGGCGCCCAGAACUGCCUGGCGGAAUUCCGCAAGCGACUCUUCGAAUCCAACGGCAGAUAUCCACGUUUCACUGACAGUGACAUACCGCUGGAACGGGACAAAAUCGAUUUUCUCGCAGAGGAGCCCGCUCUGCUGCAGCAGUUCUUCGAGCAACAGCACAAGUUCAGUCCGGUCGUGAUCAGUCUCGAGGAAUUACAGACAUUGAGGGAAUAUGACCCACUCCGACGCCUUCCUUUUGAAACCAUAACAGAAAAUCUUGGGUCUGGUGCUUUCAGCGACGUCAAGCUGGUCGGAAUCCCGCCGAGGUAUUUCAAAGAAGUGGGUGGAUCUGACUACGACCAGGUCUACAAAGUCGCUUGUAAGAAGAUCCACGUGGACAAGAACUUCAAAGAGGAAGUGGACACCCUUCAGAUCUUGAAGGAGAGCCUGACGAGUCAGGACCAUAUUCUCAAACAUCUGGCGACGAUCAAGCAUGGGUUUGAUCGGUACAUCCUCCUCCCAUACGCAAGCUUGGGCGAUCUGUACCAGUUUUUGCACUGCGGCAGAGACGUGGACGACGACUACGACAGUCGGAAGUACAAUUUCAAGGACCGGUUUCGAGAAAUCCCAGAUCCUGGAAGUGGCGAUGUUUCCCGACCGCUGCUGAAGCAGUACCGGGCUCUUGCGGGCGCGCUGAAAUGGUUACACAGCGGCCUCGACAUUGAAUCCAGCAGCAACUCGAGCACCGUCUACUGCGCCCACAUGGAUCUCAAACCGGACAACAUUCUGAUCCAGCCUGAUGGUAAUUCGAUUGUGGGGAAAUGGAUGAUAUCCGAUUUCGGUAUCUCCGUGGUCCAUGAGAAUAAACGCACGAAGAACUCGAAUAUCGUCUCGGUUCGGGACUGGUAUGAAUGGUAUGAACGACACUCUCCCACAUUCACCUUAAACACGCAGCCAAAACGGAAUAGCGGCACUUAUCAAGCGCCAGAGGUCAAGUUUUCGGAGCAGCGGCAGGAGCAUCCUGUGCGCCCGGCAGCCGGUCAGCAAGGAGUCGGGCGGAAAAACGAUAUUUGGUCUUAUGGCUGCAUAUUUAGUGAGGUGCUUGCCUGGGCUCUCGGGCGAGACGGCGAAGUCGAAAACUUCCAUCGUGAGCGGAUGAGAAACCGCGGUGACGAUUACUUUUUCGAUUCCAAAUUCCUCGGUCCGCAAGGUGGUCCGGACCAGCAGUUCGAGGUCCGACGAUCCGUCAUCGACUGGCUGAAUCGGGUACGAGACGAAUCGAGGAGUCCUCACAAAUGGGUUCGUUGCUGGGCGGACACAAUCAAGAACAUCCUGAUUGUGAACCCUGCAGCCAGACCAAGCGCAGAGCGACUCGUAGACCUCGUCGAACAUGUCAAGUAUCACGAGGCGCACUCGAGAGACAAUACUCCGAUCGAGUGUCCCUAUCUGAGCACGUCUGUUCGAGAAGCCCGAAUGGAUUCGGGCAGUGAAGUCAGACCAACGCCUUCUAUCGCGGUGGUUGAGCCUGAGCUAAAACCUCAGAGUCAGCCUGUCCCUAAGCCAGUGCCAGCACCAGUGCCUAAUCCUGAGCCUGUGUCUAAGCCUGAAUCGGAACCUGAGCCACAUCGAAGCCGAUCGAUGCGAAGCCUAUCGACGUACAACACGAAACCGCCUCACGCACAUGGCAUCUUUAUCAACCCAAACACACCGACUGCGCCCACGGCGCAAAACCCCGUUUGUUGGAACCGGGUAAGAGGUGUCGUGGUCGACGUUGCCUUAUCUCAUGAGAAAGAAGGAACUGCAGUGGCAUUUUUGAUGGAAGACCUUGUUCAAAUCUACAAGAUCAGUCUGCAGGAUUUCUCCGUGACUUACCAUCGGAAAUUCGAACUUCCUCGUCCCUCGAAAUGGGAACAUGCCCAGGUAUCAUUUGCCGGCGGAAUGCUCGCAGUUUGGGGGUAUUGUGCGCAGCGGAAGAAAAAAUUGCUCUGUCUCCGCAACGUCGAUGAACCCGGAACAAAUCUCGGACCUCCCAUUUCAGAAGGAGUCGAGAUGCUGAAAACCGUCGCAAUAUCACCGCAAGGGGUUGUUGCUUUGGUCCGUCGCGAGGAUAUCGUGAUUAAACGCGCCAAUUCUGAUGAUGUGCGAUUAUCUCCGCGACCGAGGCAGAAAUUUGCUCACGCGGCUUUCAAUGAUGUUGGCAAUCUGUUAUUCGCCUGGGCGUAUGACAAGACGGAGUCACUCUACGUAUGGAGGGUCAAUAACGGAGUCAUCGAAACGGUGACCGAGUCGGAGAGUCACUAUCCUUCGGAGGAAAGAAGCCCGUCCACCACCAAGGUGAUCCCUUACAACACGUAUCACGGAUGCAUCAUCGCCGCUCCGGAGCAGCGGUUUUUUCCAGCGCAGAUGCGAAGCUCUCUGAUCGACAAUAACGACGACACGCAGCUGCUGCUCAACCGCCACGACAUCCGACUGAAAGAUGUGCAAACGGGGUGUGUGUUCCAAGACCACUCCUUUGUCGCUCUGGAGAGGAAAACAGUCCUAUCGAUAAGGGGCCUCAAGGACAGCUUCUGCUUGAAAGAAUACGAGAUCGAGUAUCAAGCGCAUCAUUUCUUGCAGCGUCAGGGGCCGGAGUUGUGCAAGCUUACUUCCAGAGCGGAGAGCGCUUCGCAGUUGAGAGUGUUGGAAUGCGGUGCCGAUUUGGUGGCCGUGGUCUGUUAUCAGGACGGGGAGAUCGAGUUUGUGAGGUUUUCCCAUUCUGGAUAG
This is a messenger RNA of Rasamsonia emersonii CBS 393.64, 3015 nucleotides long. RefSeq lists its product as uncharacterized. The record is from RefSeq and is a predicted model, not a curated record. Bases 1 to 3015 code for a protein of 1004 amino acids. Gene Ontology annotation, biological process: mitotic DNA damage checkpoint signaling; protein phosphorylation. Gene Ontology annotation, cellular component: cytoplasm; nucleus. NCBI's taxonomy places the organism in Eukaryota, Fungi, Ascomycota, Eurotiomycetes, Eurotiales, Trichocomaceae. Gene Ontology annotation, molecular function: protein serine/threonine kinase activity; ATP binding. The transcript is spliced from 5 exons.